AUGGCCAACGGGUCUCAAACCACUAUGGCAACUGGAAUAGGUCUAGCAAGUCCACUUCCUUCCUCACCUUUAGAUUCAGUUCUUUAUGUUCCCGCUUCACCAUCUACAGCUCCAGUUGCAGCUCCACCACCUAUAGCUCCAGUUCCACCACCUACUCCAGUUCAACCUUCUACAGCUCCACCACUCUUAACUUAUUAUCGUCGUCCGCGCCCAGCAUAUGGCCCAGCUGAUUCACGUCCUGCACCUGACCGUGCUAAUACUGCGGAUUUGUCUCCUCUUAGUCAACCGAUUGCACUACGGAAAGUUGGGGUAGAAGAAGCGUAUCCUGCAAAACGGUAUUCAUUUCUCACUAUAGUUGCAUAUUGGGUGGCGGUGCAUGUACUUGGAGCUCUUUCUUGUCCAAGGAAAGAGUUGUAG
This is a messenger RNA of Nicotiana attenuata, 417 nucleotides long. RefSeq names its product vegetative cell wall protein gp1-like. The transcript has 3 exons. NCBI's taxonomy places the organism in Eukaryota, Viridiplantae, Streptophyta, Magnoliopsida, Solanales, Solanaceae. Bases 1 to 417 code for a protein of 138 amino acids. The record is from RefSeq and is a predicted model, not a curated record.